GUUUAGAAAGGAUUUAAAGUUCUGUUCAAAUAGGAACUCAUACUGAAAGUCAUGGACUGCAUCGAUUCAGCUCCAGGCAAUGGCAUAGAUGCAGAUCCUGCAUUAAUAACAAUGGUUGAAGAUCCACUGCCAACUAGUAGCUUAUGUGAUGAUGACACUACACUUGGAAAAGAUGGAAUAGAAGAUUUGUCUAACUUGGACAACCUGGAAAUUUUGAAUUCCUGCAGUGAUAAUGUUUUUUCGAACACAAAUGUAAUGGACUGCCUGUCAGACAUCAAUCCCUCGCCUGAAACUUUUGAUAUUCCAUCCAUGGACAAUGAUGAUUCUGCACUGCCUAUAUAUGGACCAUACUCAGAAUUUGAAUCUCAGAGCUCAUUUGAGUGGGAUGCAAUCGAUCCUCAUGCUGUCCCUGGUGUUUGUGGUCUUCGUAACUUAGGCAACACCUGUUUCAUGAAUGCCGGUCUACAGUGUCUUUUAAACAACAAAAUAUUCAAAAAUUAUUUUCUUGACAGAGAUCUGGAGACAUUUGUGAAAGGAACUUUGUCAUUCAGGUUUGCAGAAAUAAUGAGAAAAGUGUGGGGUGGGACGUUCAGUACUUUGCACCUGGGCGACUUCAAGGAGUGCUUCGGCAACAUGCAUGCUCAGUUCAAAAAUUUCAGACAACAUGACUGUCAAGAGUUUCUGGCACUGUUAUUGGAUACAAUGCAUGAAGAACUGAACACUGCCAACAAAGCCAGUAAACCAGAUCAAUUAACUUCUAUUUUCAAUAAUUGUAAAGACACCGUUUGUGAAACUAUCAAAUCUAAAUAUGAUUGCGAACAAAAAGAAAACCAUUGUGAUAUAACAGACAAAGUAGAAACAGAAACAAAUCAAUUAGCUCCCAUGACGAGCGAAGAGUCAGAUUUAAAUUCCUUGUGUGAUGGCAACAUGCAGAGCGAUACUGCUGCUGCAAACAAUAUCAAAACAAACUCAAACCAUUCUCAAAAGAAAGACUUUGCGGAAGCCGCCAUUUAUGAGCGGAAUACUGAAAAAAUGGCCGAUCUGCUUAUCAACAACAAUAAACUAGAUAAAAUACUGAAUAAGAAUGAAUUGGAUGUUUCUUUGAACUUGGAAAAUGAAAACUUGUGCAAUCAUAAACUGAAAGCUGAAAAGAAAAAUCAUAUACUGCUUUUGAACGACAAAGAUAAAAAACCUGAAAAAAAUGAGCUGGCAGACAAACUGAAUGCUGCUCGAAAGAUCCCUAGCAUCGAGGAUUUUGUGAAAGACACAAAAACUUUGAACACUAAUGUGCUAGUGUCAGAUGAAACGAAUAAUUUAUUUAAAUUUGAUAGUGAGAAAUUCCCCAAGCAUGAAUCGAAUCGCUUGCAGGAAACGGUAGACAACUUAGGCCAGAUCGUAGACUUGGGCAUUAAACAAGGUGGGAUAAAGCGAGUGAAAAUCACAAACAUUAUUCAUGAGAAGCACAAAAUACUCGAAAACGGCGAACAGGCCUCCUCUUGUUCCGCACUCCAUAAGCGAUUGAAAAUUGAAAACAUGGACACUAGUUUAGAUUCUCCUCUCAAUGAACAGGAGGAUACAAGUGAUAUGGAUCAAAUGCCAUGUGAUGAGUGCUCAGAAGGUUCGAGUCAGUCCAGUGAGCUGUAUGCUCUGAAUUCUGAGUGUCGCGUCAUCCUGUUUGCGGAAGAGAUCCGCAGAGCAUAUAACCAUUGGGACCAAUACAAGUUGCUCAAUCAAUCAAUUAUUGUUGAUACUUUUCAUGGACAAUUUAGGAGUUCUGUUGUCUGUUCUCAGUGCUCGCAUAAUUCUAUUACGUAUGAACCUUUUAUGUACUUGCCUAUAUUCCUUCCUCAUGCAUUAGAACGACAAAUAGUGAUUACUUUUGUACAAAACAAUGGAAGUUCCCCUAUGCAGUACCUUGUAAAUAUCAAUAAAUUUGACCAUGUAAAUAAAAUAAGAGAAGCCUUACAGAGACUUCUAGAUGUCACCACAGAAGACAUCAUCAUUGCAGAAGUCUUCGAAAACCACAUUUCAAGAAUUUUGGAUGAAAAUCAGUCCAUUCGCAGGGUGAAUGAUUCUACCAGGUCUAUUUAUGCUUUUGAAGUUGGUAAGAUGUGUGAAAUGAACUCUGAUGCUUCAAAGAGCUCGAAUGCAAUUCCACUAAAUUUUGCCGACACGAAAAAAGAUGUCAUAGCUCUCCCGAGUGGUUGCCAAUUCCAAGAGCCAAAUAUCUUUGAAACUUGGGACUCUUUCGGCAUGAAAACUUCUGGUACUUCUGUAAAUAAGGCUCAAGAUGUGGGUGUGGAUUUAACCGGUAAUUCUUCAUCUAGUUUCAAUUCGGAUCUGACCAAUGUGCAAGGGCCCGUCCAAUGGCAUCCUUGCACAAUUUGCUUAGAAGACCUACCUGAAUAUAAUCUGUCUUGUCAUCCAAACUGUGAAUGCAUCCUUUGCAGUAAUUGCAUCGAAGUUUCUUGCAAGCAUUAUGGAGGAGAUAAAUUUUUAUGUCCUGUUUGUGGUUCAAAUGUUUCAUCUACUGAAGACUUUGUUCCAUUGAGUCAAAUGGGCGAUUACCAAUUCAGAAUAAGCACUAUUCCUAUACCUAUUGUGAUACGCCAUGAUACUUUUGAAGAUGAAACACUGAAGGAAAAACUACUCAUUGGUCAUCCUGGUUUAUUGAAGUUACCUUCAAUUUUGCCUGCUGCCAAAUUGUAUGAACUUGUAGAUAAUGCUAUUCCAUUCCUAUCAACAUACUCUCUCUUGCUUGUUGAUGGACAGGGGAAAAAUUGCUCAAGAUGCUUAUAUAGUGAACACUGCUCUGGUUGUGAAAUAGCUCGUUUGGGUGAAAUAAAAUUGCAACAUGGGGAUAGUAUAGCAGUGAGAUAUAUAGAUCUACCUCCAGAAAGUAUAGCUUCAGCUUCCUUUGUAGCAGAGCAUAAAUCCAUGCAGCAAGCCCGUCACAAAUCCGAUUUGGAUAUUUAUUCUUGUUUAGAAUAUUUUAGCGAGAGGGAAAGUUUGGAUGAAGAUAGUCCUUGGUUCUGUCCAGUAUGCCGUCGUAAUCAACAAGCAACAAAGUCAUUGUCUAUAUGGAAAUUUCCUGAAGUCCUAAUUAUUUAUCUUAAACGAUUUGUCUUUCAUGACUUUGUGAGUAUGAAAGUAGAAGAUAAAGUUUCAUACCCUUUAGAAGGUUUAGAUCUGUCUUCAUUUUCCACUGGACCUUUUUCCGGGGAGUUAAUUUAUGAUUUACAAGCAUGUGUUUGUCAUUUUGGAGGAGUAAGUGCUGGUCACUAUACUUCGUUUUCAAAACAUGCGCUGACGAAUGAAUGGUACUAUUACAAUGAUGAAAAUGUUAAGAAAGAAGCUCCUAAUACCGAGGAAUGCGUCAAUGAAUACAUCCUAUUUUACCAAAGACGGUAAUUUUAAUUGAAAAAACUUUGAAUGGUGGAAUCAUCACUUUGUGGCUGAACUUAAACUGUGGGAUCCGAAAUGAUCACUUACAAGCACGUAAACAAUAUUUUGGACAACUUGCAAUGAUGCAAAAUACUUAUGAUCUGUUUCUUCAUUAUUAUAAGUGUAAUAAAACAGUAUUAUAUUUUAUAUAAAAUAUGUGAUAUUUUUAGAUAUGUCUCUUUAAUUCCCAAUCUCAUGGAAUAUUUAUGUAUUGCUCAGAUAUAAGUCCAUUAAUUUUUUGAAGAAAUCAAAGUAAUUUAAUUCAGUCUUUUUCAUAAUAGUUCUAUUAACUAUAAUUGUUUUAAUUUUUCCCUAUUCAAAUAUUUCCCUUAUUCCAUCCAUUUUAAAAAAUUCCCAUCUUGGCAUUGAAAAUUGUUACAUUUUGUGAUAAGCAUAUUAACCUUUCUGCAUCCUCACAAAAAUAAGAUUGAAUUAUAUGCUUCUAAAAAUAGUUUUUAGGUAAGUGAAUUUGAUGGCAUGUUUGAAUGUUCAAAGCAUCCUUUUAAAAAAUAUCCGUAAUAUGAAACAUGAUUAAUAUAAAUUGUUACUUUAAACAAUAUAGAAAUCUUAAGAUAUUCAAAGGUGAAAAAAAAUAUUCAAAAGCAUAACUUAUACAAAAAAUAAUUGAAUGCUUUACUUUUUCUAAAAAAUAACCUAAAUUAAGGGGGGAGGACGGGGAUCAAGUUAAGUUUUUAUGAAUUUAUCCCUAUAUGAGACUAUCCACAUAUAAGACAGGGAAAAAGUGACAUGUCCUGUAUUCAAAACCUUUUUUUUAAAUGUUGUUCUGUUUUUCUUUUUAACCUAUUUUUACUGGAUCAUUUUGGUGUAAAUGGAUAAAACAGCAGUUGAUAAAUUAUGAAAGAACUCAGCACCUCAAGUCUAGCAAUCCAAUACAUACCUUACUUUGAUAGAAAAAAAAACUUAUGUUCAAUAAGAGAAUAUUUUAUAACAAAAAUUUCUAUUUUGUGGUAAUAUAAAAUUUUUCGUUUUGAAAUGAAUUUAAAAUAAAUACUUAAUUUUUUUCACUCAAAAUGCAAAACUGAAGUAUAUUACUGUUUCUAAUGAAUAGCAUUUAUUCCUUUUUGAAUGGUCAUUUCAACCACAGAAUAGUGCACUCUAAGAAAAUCUGAGCUUCAACUCAUUGAUAACCAUUCUCAGAAACGAAAAUACUGCCAUGUACAAAUGCAUAAUUUGUCAACUAAAGACCGAGUUAUAGAGAGUGUACUUUUAUUUCCAACCAAACAAUUGCUGUAAUUUAUUGUAACAAAUACUUUUUGAAUUUUGGAAUAAAAAUUGUUUUUAUGAA
This is a messenger RNA of Uloborus diversus, 4750 nucleotides long. RefSeq lists its product as uncharacterized. NCBI's taxonomy places the organism in Eukaryota, Metazoa, Arthropoda, Arachnida, Araneae, Uloboridae. Gene Ontology annotation, biological process: protein deubiquitination. The record is from RefSeq and is a predicted model, not a curated record. Gene Ontology annotation, molecular function: cysteine-type deubiquitinase activity. Bases 52 to 3411 code for a protein of 1119 amino acids. The transcript has 17 exons.